AUGAUUCGUCGACAAGCACGUCAAAGGAGAGAAUUCAUUUAUAAGAAAUCUUUAGAAGCUCAAGAGAAGGAAUCUUAUCAAAGAAAGCAGAAAUUGAAAUCUUCUCUGGCUUCUGGGAAGGUGCCCACGGAGUUACAAAACGAUGCUCAAGGCUUAGGCUCUGAAUUGCGAUACGAUGAAUCUCAAUCUGAUCCAACUCAACUCCUCGACGAUGAAUACAAUAAAGCUGGUACUUAUGAUCCCAAAAUUCUCAUCACAACUGCCAGAGACCCUUCCUCUAGGUUAACUACCUUCUCAAAGGAACUUAGACUGGUGUUCCCUAACUCUAUACGCUUUAACAGAGGUAACUACGUCGUCAAAGAAAUCGCAGACGCCUGCAGAGCCAACAACGUAACGGAUUUGAUCAUUUUACACGAAACUAGAGGUAAACCUGAUGCUUUACUCUUAUCUCACUUUCCACAUGGCCCAACUCUCACUUUCACCCUCUCAAACGUUCAACUUAGGCAUGACCUUGCCGGUGCCUUGGAUAGCACUGUCUCCGAGCAAUUCCCUCAUCUCAUCUUUGAAAAUUUCUCUUCCUCACUCGGUAACCGCGUGAUGAACGCUCUCAAAUUCCUCUUUCCCCCUCCAAAACCAGACGCUAAGCGUGUUAUGACUUUCUACAAUGACGCUGAUUUCAUCUCCUUCAGACACCACGUCUAUGUAAAAACCUCUCACAAAGAUGUUCAACUUGCUGAAGUUGGUCCGCGUUUCGAAAUGAAGCCGUAUGAAAUAAAACAAGGCACUAUUGAAAACGCUGCUGCUGAUACUGAGUGGGUUCUACGUCCUUAUCAGCGUACCGCGAGCAGGAGGAAGUUAUUGUAA
Molecule: messenger RNA, 864 nt
Organism: Wallemia ichthyophaga EXF-994
Lineage: Eukaryota; Fungi; Basidiomycota; Wallemiomycetes; Wallemiales; Wallemiaceae
Product: U3 small nucleolar ribonucleoprotein IMP4
Exons: 1
Coding region: 1-864 (287 amino acids)
Biological process (GO): rRNA processing
Cellular component (GO): nucleolus; small-subunit processome; Mpp10 complex
Molecular function (GO): rRNA primary transcript binding; snoRNA binding
Source: RefSeq, a predicted model, not a curated record